CCGCCUUGUGUUGUUCGGCACGGAAUACCUUUCUUCCCCGACCAUCUCCGCUUCGUCGCUCGUCCCCUCCAAACCGCGUGCUCCCUCCCAAGUCCCACCGAUCGAUCGCCGCCGACUCUUCCUCCUCCACCACCACCACCACCCGCGCGGGACGCCGAUGGAGUACGACUUCCGCGGCCGGCCUGGCUCUGGCUCCGGCUCCUACGCCGGUAGCAGCGGCGGUGGCUCGUCCCUCUACCCACGCGUCGGCCAGCCCUCCCACGGCGGCGGCAGCGCCCCACUGCAGCGUCCUGCUCCGUACCUCCACCCGUCCGCAGUCGCCUCCCCAGCUCCCAACGCCCCGGCUCCCGCUUCCUCCUCCUCCACAUCGAUGGGCAUACAGGUUGUCAUAAAGCCAGAAUAUCGGAUAACCCCUCCACCUCAAUUGACACCACAGAUGGUAGAAGUUUCCCGCAGUACAUUUAACUUUGAUUUUGAGUAUGAAAGAAAGAUUCUUGCUGAGGCAGAGAAGGAGAACCCCAACUGGAGUAAGUUUGUGGUAGAAAGGCAGACACCACCACCACCGCAACCACAGCCGCCAAGAGGGCCAAGACACACAACCUCGACUACUUCUAUGGGAAUGCAGGCAACACCAGGGGAUCCAGUCGUGCAAAAGUAUAUCUCCAUGGGUCUAGGACGUGAAGCUGUAUCAUUUGCUGUGUUGAAUUAUGGAGAUAAUCCAACAAAGGUGAAGGAGUUUGUGAAAUCCUACAACGCUCUCCACGAAAUGGGCUUCACUUCCUCCAAUGUCCCUGAGCUGUUGGCAAUGCACGACAAUGACCCCGACAAAGUUAUCCAGCACUUGCUCAGCACACCAUAGUCCAGACUCUGGAAGCUAGUCGCUACUCCAUGUGUGAACUCCCCUACCCGGAUACACCGAAUAUGUACAGGUACCAUCCUAUGCUUCUGGCCAGCAUGUACCCCCCAACUUGUAAUUGGGUCCUGGUUUUGUGUGUCAACUGCUAGUCGUAUCGAACCGAUGACCACAGUAUGUGAUUCUGGAUAUGUGUAUGUUUUGUGAAGAUAUCCUGCGAGACUUGACUCCAUGAGUUUAUCAGUUACCCCUACCUA
Molecule: messenger RNA, 1110 nt
Organism: Brachypodium distachyon (stiff brome)
Lineage: Eukaryota; Viridiplantae; Streptophyta; Magnoliopsida; Poales; Poaceae
Exons: 5
Coding region: 158-859 (233 amino acids)
Biological process (GO): ubiquitin-dependent protein catabolic process via the multivesicular body sorting pathway
Cellular component (GO): ESCRT I complex
Molecular function (GO): ubiquitin binding
Source: RefSeq, a predicted model, not a curated record